Molecule: messenger RNA, 2699 nt
Organism: Cucurbita pepo subsp. pepo (vegetable marrow)
Lineage: Eukaryota; Viridiplantae; Streptophyta; Magnoliopsida; Cucurbitales; Cucurbitaceae
Product: zinc finger BED domain-containing protein DAYSLEEPER
Molecular function (GO): DNA binding; protein dimerization activity
Source: RefSeq, a predicted model, not a curated record
AAAAAAAAACCCAAAAUUAAAAAAAAAAAAAAGAAAAGAAGGAAAGUCUUCUCCGAAUCCUUAUCUACGAAACUGAGUCCCUCUGCUAAAAACUAAGGUCCAAUUAGCUUUCUCGGGUUAGUUUUGAAGCCCAAUCUCCGAUUCUCUCUCUUUCUCUCUAGUUCGGUGCUUAUUUCCAGGCUCCAUCGCUUGCCGGACCGGAAAGUCAAGCCAGGGCUAGACCAGACCAGCUCGGGUCUCUGUUCGUGGAUCUCAUUCGAAACCACGGGAAAUUGUCUUCCCAUACGAAAUGGCAACUCCUGAUGAAGAAAACAUGGCAACUCCGGGCAAAGAGAUCGUGUUGGUUCAUCAUGAUGAAGACCAUAAUAUGACAACUCCAAAUGGUGAAAACAUGAUAACUCAUGAAGAUGAAUUAAUGGAGACUCCCGAUACAGACAAGCUGGGAUCACCAGAUGAACAUAAUGAGCUCGCUUUAGUCGAAGUACAGCCUAACAAGAGGAGGAAGAAGAAGUCUAUUGUCUGGGAACACUUCACUAUAGAGUCUGUGAGUGCUGAUUGCAGGCGGGCGUACUGUAAACAAUGCAAGCAAAGCUUUGCAUAUAGUACAGGAUCGAAAGUUGCAGGCACUAGCCAUUUGAAGAGGCACAUUGCUAAAGGAACUUGUACUGCACUUUUGCGUGGUCAGGAUAAGAAUCAGUUGGUGGCUACAUAUACCCCACCUUCAAAAGGGACUGUUAGUGAUACACCAAAAAGACGGUAUCGAACUUCUAGCUCGCCUUAUGUUAUGUUUGAUCAGGAUCGUUGCCGUCAAGACAUUGCCCGGAUGGUCAUCAUGCAUGACUAUCCACUUCAUAUGGUUGAGGAUUCUGGAUUUGUAUCAUUUGUCAAAAACCUUCAGCCUCGAUUCAACAUGUUGAGCUUCAACACUGUUCAAGGGGAUUGUGUUGGAACUUAUUUAAUGGAGAAACAAAAUCUAAGUAAGUUUAUAGAAGCUAUCCCGGGACGUAUAUGCCUUACCCUUGAUAUGUGGAGUUCUAGUCGAUCAGUAGGUUACGUGUUUAUUAUGGGUAGUUUUAUUGACAGUGAAUGGAAGUUGCAUAGACGGGUUUUGAAUGUUGUAAUGGAACAAUAUCCAGAAUCACCUAAUGCACUUAGCCAUGCCGUUGCUGUAUGUCUCUCUGAUUGGAGAUUAGAUGGGAAGUUAUUCUCUCUUACGUUUAAUCUACAGAAUGAAGCUGCCCUUGACAAUCUCAGGCUCCUAGUUGCCAUUAAGAACCCCCUUAUUCUCAAUGGUCAAUUUUUGGUUGGAAGUUGUAUUGCCUGGACUUUAAGCGACAUUGCAAAAGAUGUAUUAGAUGCAGGAGAAAAUACAAUAAGGAAAAUUCGGGAUAGCGUGAAAUACGUGACAACCUCCGAUUCUCACGAGGAAAAGUUUUUAGAGCUAAGGCAACAACUUCAAGUGCCAAGUGAGAGAAAUCUCUCCCUUGAUGAUCAAAUGCAAUGGAAUACAACCUAUCAUAUGUUGGUGGCUGCUUCAGAGAUGAAAGAAGUAUUUUCUUGUUUGGGUACCUCUGAUCCUGAUUAUAAGGAAGCUCCAUCAAUGGAAGAUUGGAAGUUGGUUGAAAUUCUCUGCACAUACCUGAAACUUCUUUUUGAUGCAGCAAACAUCCUUACCACCACAACUCACCCAACUGCUAUAACCGUCUUUCAUGAAGUGUGGAGAAUUCAUUCGGAGUUGUCUCGGGCAGUAACGAGUGAGGAUCCCUUCAUAAGCAACCUUAGUAAAAGGAUGCUUGAAAAGUUUGAUAAAUAUUGGAAAGAUUGUAGCUUAGUCUUGGCAGCUGCUGUAGUGAUGGAUCCACGGUUCAAGAUGAAGCUUGUUGAGUUUAGUUUCACCAAAGUCUAUGGUGAAGAAGCUCCUGCAUACAUUAAGGUUGUUGAUGAUGGAAUUCAUGAGCUCUUUGAUGAGUAUGUGGCACUGCCUCUACCCUUAACCCCAACCUAUGCCGAAGAUGGAGGUGCUGAUGGUAAUAUGAAGGCAGAAGAUUCCCAGGGAAAUCUUCUGUCAGACAAUGGAUUUACAGAUUUUGAUGUCUACAUCAUGGAGACGACUAGCCAUCAAACGAAAUCAGAGCUCGAUCGGUAUUUGGAAGAUUCUUUGUUACCCCGUGUGCAAGAUUUCGAUCUAUUGGGAUGGUGGAAAUUGAACAAGUUCAAGUAUCCUACUCUUUCAAAGAUGGCUCGUGAUAUCUUGUCUAUUCCAGUUUCUUCACUUCCUCCCGACUCUGUAUUUAUAACCAAAAGGAAGAAAUUGGAUCCGUAUCGAAGCUCCUUGCGUCCCGAGACGGUGGAAGCGAUGAUAUGUUCCAAGGACUGGAUGCAGUCUGGAUUAACCGAAGUGUCUAAUGCCCUGGUAAGAAUGGAAUAUUAGUCUUUGUUUAGGUCUGUUUAGCUUUUGUUCAUAAGUUGCUAUGUGACAUCUCUCUUUAGGUUCUACUUUGGUAUUAGGUUAACAGUUCUUGUACCAUUUAAGGCAAUUGUAAUUCAUCCUUGAAACUAGAUUCUAGAAAAUAGUUUUAACUCUGUGAUCAUAUGUACUACUUUCUAGGAAUCGUUCGGUACACCUUGUUCAAGAAUUGCCGUAAAUUAUUGAGCUAAUGUUGUCUUAUAUGUAUAUCACAUGCUUCAUACAUUUCUCA